Sinocyclocheilus rhinocerous is the source of this 579-nucleotide messenger RNA. RefSeq names its product sodium channel subunit beta-1-like. The record is from RefSeq and is a predicted model, not a curated record. The coding region runs from base 5 to 487 and encodes 160 amino acids. NCBI's taxonomy places the organism in Eukaryota, Metazoa, Chordata, Actinopteri, Cypriniformes, Cyprinidae. The transcript is spliced from 5 exons. Gene Ontology annotation, cellular component: voltage-gated sodium channel complex. Gene Ontology annotation, biological process: cardiac muscle cell action potential involved in contraction; regulation of heart rate by cardiac conduction; sodium ion transport. Gene Ontology annotation, molecular function: sodium channel inhibitor activity; transmembrane transporter binding.
UCUGAUGAAGAUGAUGAAGAUGAAGAUGAGGCGUCUGCUGCUCCUGUGUGUGUUCUGCGCGCUCUCCGUGUCUCUGUGCAGCGGAGCCUGUGCCGAGGUGGACUCAGACACAGAAGCUGUGGCGGGAAAGAGCUUCAAGCUGGGAUGCAUCUCCUGUAAGAUGCGAGGAGAGGUGGAGGCCACAGCAACCGUCGACUGGAUGUUCAGGGCGCGAGGAGAAGCCGACUUCGUGCACAUUUAUAGCUACGACGGCGAGGCGUGCAGCAUCAUCGAUGAGCGCUUUCAGGAUCGCGUGGAGUGGCACGGCAGCAGGAACACCUUGGACCUUCAGGACGCGUCUGUGGACCUCCUCAACGUCACCUUCGACGACUCUGGCGCCUACCACUGCAUCUUCAACCGAGUCCUCGGCUACAAGCACUACGAGUUCUCCACCAUCGCCAGCAAAGUGGUGCACCUCACCGUCGUGGGCAAAGAGCGGAGUAUUUAGCGAUCGCAUCCGAGAGCAAAGACAACUGCGCCGGCGUGCAGGUAGCAGAAUAGCACAGGUUUUUCCGGGACGCUCUUCCUCCUGAACUGCUG